Molecule: messenger RNA, 1144 nt
Organism: Schistocerca nitens (vagrant locust)
Lineage: Eukaryota; Metazoa; Arthropoda; Insecta; Orthoptera; Acrididae
Product: tubulin polyglutamylase complex subunit 2
Exons: 7
Coding region: 14-1144 (376 amino acids)
Biological process (GO): protein polyglutamylation
Source: RefSeq, a predicted model, not a curated record
CCGCCUUCCUGCCAUGGCUUUCGUCGUCGACGUCGUCUCUGAAGACUCCUUCUAUGAGAACCUCACUCUGGGUCUCAUUCGCCUGCUGGAGUCGCGGCCCGGGGUGAAGGAUGUGUCGCUGGAGCGCCGGCUGCCGUGCGAGCGCGCGCUGCUGGGCGCCUGGGAGCAGCGACACUGCUGCGCCCUGCCGGCGGACCUCAGGCACUUCUACGCCUCCACCGACGGCUUCCUGCUCACCUGGAGCUACGAGUACGCAGGCGAGGUGCUGCCGCUGGGCUGGUUGGGCGUGAACGCACUGGCCGAGCUGCGCCGGCUGACGGGCGUGCGCUGCGCCGACGACUGUCCCCAGCUGCCUGAGCUCGACACCGCCGCCAGCGCCGCCACCGGCAGCGCCAAGGACCAGCAGCGCACCACGCCCUCCUUCACUGCGCGCUGCAAGGUGUUCGAGGUGAGCGGCGUGCGGGGCGGCGGGAAGGUGUGCCUCGUCUUCCCCGAGGGCCACAUCUGGCUGCUGGACCGCAGCUUCCAGUGGCACCACCUGGCCGACAGCUUCAGCUCCUACUUCCGCAUGAUGCUCGUGCACCAGGGCCUGCCGCAGUGGCAGCUGCGCUUCACCACCAUGGGGCUCACGCCCUGGGCCGAGCAAAUGAUGGUGCUGGUGGCGCCGCACCUGGUGCAGCAGGCGGCGUCGCCGGCGCCGGUGGACUGGAGCGAGGCGCCGCUCAACCACCUGGACCCCGCCGUGCUGAAGGCGCCCGCCCAGUCCGGCGCCGGCCGCGCCGCGGCCAGGAAAAUGAAUGACUUUGCACCAAUGUUACGGGCACCCAAGGUUUACCAGGUGUGUAAAAGGGAGACUGGUCAGCGACAGGGAGGCAGCACGUGUGCGGGGGUGGAGGGCCUGCGGUUGGCCGGCGAGGCCAGCAGCGGCGGAGCGGUCAAGGCCGGCGGGCGCACGUGCAGCCCACGUGUCGGCAGUGGCCAGCGGUCACGGGCCGUUCACACGGCGGCCAGCUAUGAUAUGCGCGGAACUUGCGCCAUGCCGCCUCCCACUGCACUCAGGUGGCAGAUCCCCGUAUCAGAUCGGCCGAGAACAGGAACAGCCAACGUGACAUUGAAUGUUCGUCUAGAGAGAUUCCCAAAAUAA